GGCGCGGCAGUCGGCCGCCGGUCCUCGCGCGAGGAGUGUGUGCUCGCGGGGGUGGUCCCAGGACGGCGUCAGAGCGUCAGACCAGGAGAACUCUGAAAGGCUACUGGCUGCAGCUGGCAGAAGAACUUCAGAGGCUUCAGACUUCAGUCAGAGACCUCAGCCGGCCCUACUGAGCCCCUGCUCGUCCCGACGGCAGACGGACGGCCAGGAUGCGUGUGGCGGUAGCCCUGCUGCUGCUGCUGGCGGCGCUCGGCAGCAGCCCGGGCGUCUCGGCUCAGCUGGAGGUCAUGGAGGUCGGCAGUCUGAUCCGCACAGCUCUGGGUGUAGCUGAGUUCAUCACCACCACCUGGAACGACCUGUUCGCCAACAAGACCGGCGUCACCAUCCCCGACCUAUCCGGCACUCUGGCGGCCGGCUCGAGCGACUCGGAGCUCCUCGGCCGGUUCCGUCAGCUCAGCGACACAAUCCAGGGCCUGGAGGAUAACAUGCGCUCCAUGCAGCAGAGCCUGCGGCAGAUCCAGGGCGCUGCGCAGGCCGAGGUGCGCUGGGAGCUCACUGUGGAGACCAUGGAGAACCUGCUGCGACCCAUCAACAGCAACUAUGGCCGCUUCCUGUACUACCAGCAGCAUAACAACACCGUCGAGCGGCACACCCUGGAGGACUUUGCCACGCACGCCGUGUCGCACGACCCACACUCGCUGCAGUCGACCAUGUCCAACCUCCACCACCUGGCCAAGGGGCUGGGCAUGCGGGUGGGGCCGCACAACCGGCACACGCGGUACGCCUUCAAACAGGGCCUGUUCAGACAGCUGCAGACGGUGCUGACGGGCUCCAAGUCGAUGGUGUGCGAGCUGCAGCAGUCUCCGCAGCAGAUGGCCUACGGCCUGUACGGUAUCCUGGCGCUCACACUGGCCAAGGGCUACUCGAUGAUCCAGUUCUCCUACAUGCUGUUGCGGCUCUAUGAGAAGGGCUCGUUCACGGUCGAGGCCCGUCUCACGGCCGAGACCUACGAGCAGAUGUCGUUCGAGGUGGCCUCCGAGGCGCAGCACGUCAUCAAGGACCUCUCCAACUCCUACUGGCGCUGCGACCCCGCCAAACACGAGGAGGGCAAGACGUACGAGCAGGUCACCGAGCUGCUGCAGGGCUACAUGGAGAACGAGGUCGACCUCAACCGCGACGGCACUUGCAACAACAACUGCGCCUACUACCAGCAUGCCCGCCGAGAGGGCUGCUACAUGGUUGGUAACGUUGCCAACGCCACGGAGGAGCAGCAGAAACGCAACUUCAUGAUCUGCGGCCACCAGCGGCCGUGCAAGGGCAAGGUGCACAGCUGCCGCUUCUUCAACGCCGACUCGACGGUGUGCUUCGCGGAUGGCACCGACGGCAGUCACCGGCGCUAUAACUGGAUUGAGUUUGAGAACGGCCAGAAACUGGGCCGCGUCGGCAGGUGCUCCUCAUCGCGGAAGGUGGACAGUUGGUGGAGGAACCUGUUCUGGCACUGCUCCUAUUGCUUCUGUCUGUGUGACGACGCCGAGACCUCGGACCGCUACUUCAGCCUCCAGCCGGCCGUGGCAGAUGUCGCCCAGAACAUGGUCGUCACUGGGGUCAGGUUCGUGAAGAAGGACCGCGUGUUCUACAUCCAGAUCGAGCAGGGGGUGGCCGAUAAGUUCGGCUACGUCAACGCCUCGACCGUGGAGUGGAAACCCAUCAAGAGCCUCAUCGACAUCAAGCGUGACGUUGAGAAUCGUGACUACAUGAAGCUGUCGUGGGAGCGCCGUCGGGUGGACCUGGACGACCUGCGCGCGCCGGACGGUCACGUGGUCACCGGUGUCACCUUCCGGAAGCUCGGCGAACACCUCAACAUGGAGAUCCAGGUGACCCCGAUCGCGGCCCGCACGGCCAAGCUGAGCCCCACCAAGGGCUACUGGGUGUCCAACGACAACACACCCUCAUCUCUCAACUCACCGCGUCGCGACCUGCGACUGGGCGGCGACCGGGACGUGCCGACGCUCACCCAGCAGCCGAGCUGGCCGGACAGUGAUAGCGACACGUUCCUGCAGUUCGAGGCCACCUCCGUGUACCGGGACGCCUCCCAGACGACGAUCCCGUUCCUGGACAGCCAGCCGGUAGCGCCGCGGCCGGCCGUCUGGCUCACCGGCCUCGGACUCUACCAUAAGGGCCAGCCGGGCUACGGGGGCUUCCUAGCGCUGCGCGUGGAGACGCUGGACCUGACGUCGCGCGUGGCGGCUGACCUGAGCGGCGGGGCUGAGCUCUCCCCCGAUGGUACCAUCACGUACGCCUCGCACGAGGUGGAUGACUUCGGUGUGGUGCAGCUCCAGUGAGUCCCGGCGGGUGCGCAGCUUGAGGAGAGGACUGAGGGUGGAGUGAGAUCACUGGCGGGCGGGUGACGGAGUGCGUGUUGUAUCAUCUCAGUGUAUGUGUAUGUGUCGGGGGGGGGGGGGGUGCGAAAAGAUAGUUACAACCGGGUACGGAUGGAAGGAUAAUGUAUAAGCGGCUCGCAGGAGCUAAAUGCGUUGUCUGAUGGUGAAUGGUAAUGACACCGGGAAGGAAUGUCUCGAUGUGUUAAUCGGAGUUUUAGUGAAGCGUGCCGCUUUGUUGGCGAGAGUGUUUCUGAGUACCAUUAUAUGUUGAGAACGAGCUAUGGUAGGUAGUCAAGGUUGUGAUUAUGCUUUGUCUAAGCACGUCCUGUUCGACGCGAAAAAAUGAAUGAAGUGCGUCUUGCAUUUGGCAGCGUCCUUCAAAACAUUUCGCACCCUCUCUGUAAUGUUUUGCAAUGGUAUUUCUUGCGAUCCCUUCCUAUGCUGUAGCUUCCAAGAUUUAGACUGUAGACUUGGUCUAAAAUCGAGCGUUUUAUCUGGCAUGCAUGUAGUGUUAUUAGUUGUGGCUUAUUUCACCGUUCUAAUCGGUGAUACGCUCGUGUUUUUAUGUCAAUAGCCCACAUUUUCAUAAGCAGGUGCACCUGUAAUGAUGUUCUCAGUGUGCUAUCUAUGCAGACUUCUCUAUGCUUUCGAUGGAAGGAUAAUAUGAAAUAUAAAAGAUGUAGACAUUC
This is a messenger RNA of Amphibalanus amphitrite, 3070 nucleotides long. RefSeq lists its product as uncharacterized. Bases 210 to 2342 code for a protein of 710 amino acids. The transcript has 11 exons. NCBI's taxonomy places the organism in Eukaryota, Metazoa, Arthropoda, Thecostraca, Balanomorpha, Balanidae. The record is from RefSeq and is a predicted model, not a curated record.